UUUUCGCUGCUGCAGACCCACACCUUUACCAUGCUCAAUGCUUCCAAGCAGAGCUCUGCUGCGCUCCUGCCACCGCCCGAGGAAAUUCACAACCUCUGCGCCUGGCUGGACCGGCUCCCACUCAGCCGCCCCAAGCGCCACCUGGCUCGGGACUUCAGUGAUGGUGUGCUGGUGGCCGAGAUUGUGAAGUACUUCCACCCUCGGCUGGUGGACUUGCACAGCUACGUGCCCGCCUGCAGUACAGACCAGAAGCUGAGCAACUGGAGCCUUCUCAACAGGAAAGUCUUUCGAAAGCUGCACUUCUGUAUCUCAGAGGCUGAUAUCCAAAAAGUGGUGUCCAACAGGCCUGGGGUUAUCGAGUCUGUCUUGUGUGCACUGAGGAAGAAAAUGGAGACUGGCACUGUUCAUCAAGUAGGCUCAGCUAGUGCAGCUGAUCCAGGACUCUCCAAUGUGGAUGCUGUUCGACCUUGGGUAGGGCUUACUACCCACCCAUAUACCACUAGGACUCAAGAUCCUAAUGUGGGUAAUUGUAGCCUGUCAGAGCCCCUCUGGGACUCCUGUGGAGAACAUCACUACAUUCCUAAAGGCUGGACACAUGACAACCAUGAGCUCACAACCUUUCAAAAGAGGGCAGGCCUACAGAGCCCUCCAACCCCCUUCAGCAUGAAGACCCUUCAGAAUCAAAGGGAUCUGGAGAAAAUGGGCUGCUGUGCUUGCAGAGGGGACCCAGUUGAAGGGCUCUGGGAUCACCUGGCCAGCAUCCAGCAGCAGCUGGAGGAUAAGGAGCAAGCACUAGCCAUUCUGCAGGAGACAGUCAAGAUUUUGCAGAUGAAGGUGAUGAGAUUGGAGCAUCUGGUACAGCUGAAAGACCAACGGAUCUGGGAGUUGAUGAGACCUGAGGAGCGUCAAAUCUGGAGGGGACCCCAUCCAGAGCCAUUCAGACCUUGACCCUGAACCCAACUGGAGCCUCUCACUGACCAGGCAGCUUCAGAGUGAGACAUGUGAAUGUGGGCAGCUGUAGAGGCCAGAGCACCCUGGGGCUGGAGACAUAUUUGGACAGAUUUGAGUUUGGUUCUCCCAAUGCCCCAGUGUCUUGUCCUCAUUAUUGAU
Onychomys torridus (southern grasshopper mouse) is the source of this 1110-nucleotide messenger RNA. RefSeq names its product sperm flagellar protein 1-like. Gene Ontology annotation, molecular function: microtubule binding. Gene Ontology annotation, biological process: regulation of cytoskeleton organization. Bases 31 to 948 code for a protein of 305 amino acids. The record is from RefSeq and is a predicted model, not a curated record. Lineage: Eukaryota; Metazoa; Chordata; Mammalia; Rodentia; Cricetidae. The transcript has 7 exons. Gene Ontology annotation, cellular component: axoneme.